GACGGCGUGGCUGAGCCCUACAAAACCCGCCCCGGGCGGGCUGGCGAGGCGAGCUUCACAGCCAGGCUCCCCAGCCCGCGUCGCGCAAGGGACGCGGUGGCCGCAGAGCCCGCGGGUCACUGGACGCGCCGGGGCUCUGAGCGGGCGCCCACCAUGAGCCCCGGGACGGCGCCCAGGCCGCCCGCGCUGCUACUGCCGCUCCUCCUGGUGCUCCUGGCGGCGGCGCCCACGACAGGCAAGGGUUGUGUCUGUAAAGACAAAGGCCCGUGCUUCUGUGAUGGGAUCAAAGGGGAGAAGGGGGAGAAAGGCUUUCCUGGACCUGCUGGUUAUCCAGGCCAGAAGGGAUUCCCUGGUCCCGAAGGCUUGCCUGGACCACAGGGACCCAAGGGCUCACCAGGACUCCCAGGACUCACUGGUCCCAAAGGUGUGAGGGGAAUAACUGGAUUGCCGGGAUUUUCAGGUCCUCCUGGACUUCCAGGCAUCCCGGGCCAUCCUGGGCCUUAUGGACCUGCUGGUGUCCCAGGAUGCAGUGGGCCUAAGGGUGAGCAAGGGUUUCCAGGCCUUCCGGGGACACCAGGCUACCCGGGGAUCCCAGGUGCUGUUGGUUUGAAAGGAGAAAAGGGUGCUCCUGCUGCAGAAGGUAUAGAACUUGAUGGAAGAGGUGACCCCGGGCUGCCAGGAGCUCCGGGAUUCCAGGGUUUACCAGGCCUUCCAGGCUUUCCAGGACCUGUUGGUCCACCUGGCCCUCCGGGAUUCUCAGGCUUUCCAGGAACCAUGGGACCUCCAGGACCUAAGGGUUCCAUGGGCGAUAAAGUGAUAGGACAAAAAGGAGAGCGGGGUGUGAAAGGAUUAACAGGACCCCCUGGACCACCAGGAACGGUUAUUGUCACGCUAACAGGCCCAGAUAACAGAACGGAUCUCAAGGGGGAAAAGGGAGACAAGGGAGCCCUGGGGAAAUCCGGACCUCCUGGACCCUCAGGACCGCCUGGAGAAUCUUAUGGAUCUCAAAAAGGUGCUCCUGGAGAGCCUGGCCUGCAGGGAAAACCUGGCAAAGAUGGUGCCCCUGGUUUCCCCGGCACUGAGGGAGCCAAAGGCAACAGGGGCUUCCCUGGGAUACGGGGUAAAGACGGCAUUAAGGGGUGGAAAGGGGACAUUGGCCCUCCAGGAUUUCGUGGUCCAACAGAAUAUUAUGAUUCGUACCAGGAAAAGGGAGAUGAAGGACUUCCAGGCCCACCAGGGCCCAAAGGAGCUCGUGGCCCACAGGGUCCCAGCGGCUCCCCUGGGGUUCCUGGAAGUGCUGGGUCAUUGAGGCUUGGCCCCAGAGGAGCCCCUGGAUCUCCAGGAGUGAAAGGAAGUAAAGGGGAACGAGGGCCCCCAGGAAAGAAUGCAGUGGGGCCUCCUGGGUCCCCAGGUUGUCCUGGUUCACCAGGCCCUGUUGGGUUGCAGGGAUAUCCAGGACCACCAGGUGACAUCGUUUUUCGCAAAGGUCCACCUGGAGAUGGUGGACUCCCAGGCCUUGUAGGGUUUCCAGGAAUCCCGGGAGCCGAUGGGCCCAAAGGGGAACCUGGCCUCUUGUGCAUACAAUGUCCUUGUGUCCCAGGGCCCCCAGGUCUCCCAGGACUGCCAGGGUUGGACGGCAUAAAAGGAAUCCCAGGAGGACAAGGGCCAUCUGGCAUUACAGGAAGCCCGGGGUCCCCAGGAAGUACGGGUCUUCCAGGAUUUCCAGGAUUCCCAGGUGCUCUGGGGGAUCCAGGACUUAAAGGAGAAAAAGGUGAAGCGUCUCAGCCUGAGGGAGAAGUGGGUGCCCCAGGGGACCCCGGGCCCAGAGGGCAUCCUGGAAGAAGGGGCUUGGAUGGAAUUCCUGGAACUCCCGGGAUCAAAGGAUCACAAGGACCCAAAGGUGAACCGGCCCUGAGAGGUGAGAAGGGGGACCAGGGUCCUCCAGGGUAUCCUGGCACCCCUGGGUCCCCAGGACCUGCAGGACCACCUGGACCAUCAAACUAUGGACCACAGGGAGAGCCUGGUCCAAAGGGCACCCAAGGAGUUCCUGGAGCCCCUGGACCACCUGGAGAAGCCGGUCCUAAGGGAGAAUUCAGUAUUUCGACACCAGUCCCAGGGCCCCCAGGACCUCCAGGGCCCCCUGGCCGUGCUGGCCCCCAAGGUCCACCUGGUGUCCCUGGAUCCACAGGAAAAUGUGGUGAUCCAGGUCUUCCUGGGCCUGAUGGUGAACCAGGAAUUCCAGGAAUCGGCUUCCCUGGACCCCCUGGACCUAAGGGAGAGCAAGGUUUUCCAGGAGCAAAAGGAGCAUCGGGUUGUCCAGGAGAAAUGGGGAAGCCCGGGUCACCUGGAGAACCGGGUCUCCCAGGAGCCAAGGGAGAACCAGGACUAGCCAUGCCUGGAGAACCAGGAACACCAGGUUUUCCAGGAGAAAGAGGCAGUUCUGGGGAAAAUGGAGAAAUUGGACUCCCUGGACCUCCAGGUCUCCCUGGGAUUCCAGGAACUGGAGGGCUUGAUGGACCCCAAGGGGAUCCAGGGAAGCCUGGACCACCUGGAGAAAAAGGACCCCCAGGAAGGUGCACAGAGGGCCCCAGGGGAGCCCAAGGACUUCCAGGAUUAAAUGGAUUGGAAGGGCAACAAGGCAGAAGAGGUGAAACAGGGCCAAAGGGAGACCCAGGUAUUCCAGGCUUGGAUAGGUCAGGCUUUCCUGGAGAACCUGGACCACCAGGAAUGCCAGGUCAUCGAGGUGAAAUGGGACCACCUGGUCAAAAAGGAUAUCCAGGAAAUCCAGGAUUUUUUGGACUACCAGGUGAAAAAGGAAUGAUGGGGAUGAUGGGCUAUCCGGGAAACACUGGCCCUCCUGGGCCCCCCGGGAACCCAGGCACCCCAGGACAGAGGGGUAGCUUUGGAAUUCCAGGAGCAAAGGGUGAGAAAGGGCCCCCAGGAACGAAGGGGGAAGAAGGAGAUAAAGGACCUCGGGGGCCUUCUCAAAUAUCCAAUUUACUGGGGGACAAAGGAGAACCAGGCCUCAAAGGAUUUGCUGGAAGGCCUGGUGAGAAAGGAAACAGAGGCAUUCCAGGGUUCCCAGGUUUAAAAGGACUGGAAGGACCACCUGGACCACCAGGUCCACCAGGCCUCAGGGGAGGUCCAGGCAGCACUGGGAAUCCUGGAGAACCAGGACUGCAUGGCGGGCCAGGAAGAAUGGGGAACAUGGGGGUGCCAGGUCCUAAAGGACACAGGGGAACUUCGGGACUACCAGGUUUAACUGGAAGAACGGGUCUCCCAGGUGUUCACGGUCUCCGAGGAGAUAAGGGAGAGCCAGGUUAUUCGGCAGAUACAAGGCCGGGACCACCAGGACCAAAGGGAGAUCCAGGAUUGCCAGGUGACAUGGGAAGGAAAGGAGAAAGAGGGCUACCUGGCACCCCUGGACAUUCGGGGCCUACUGGAACUGAGGGAGCCCCUGGAAAUCCCGGAAGUCCCGGCCAUCCAGGCAAGCCGGGCCCUGAUGGUGAUUUGGGGUUAAAAGGCAUCAAAGGCUUCCCUGGUUCUCCAGGAGUCAAAGGCCCUCCAGGACCUCCAGGAUUGCUAGGAUCUCCUGGACCAAUGGGUAUGAGAGGCAGCCAGGGACAUGAUGGAAUUCCUGGUCCAGCGGGAGAAAAAGGAGAAACAGGUUUGCUGGGGGCACAUCCAGGCCCGAGAGGGAGCCCUGGUGCUCCAGGAGCCAAAGGAGACAGGGGCGCCCCGGGCUUACCUGGCCUCCCGGGCAGGAAAGGGGCAGUGGGAGAUGCGGGGCCACAGGGAUCCACUGGCGUGACAGGACUCCCAGGGCCACCAGGUGUUCCUGGCACGAUCAUCCCUGGCCAGAAAGGAAAUCGAGGCCCACCAGGCCUCAGAGGAAAUCCAGGUGAGACUGGUCCUCCGGGACCUCCAGGGAGCCGCGUAAGAGGCAUCAAAGGAGACAAGGGACUCCUGGGCGAGCCUGGCCCCAGGGGUCUGCCCGGAACUGUAGGAGCCGAGGGGCCACCGGGUCCGCCGGGAGCACCAGGAAGCCCAGGUCUGCCAGGGCUCAGAGGUGAUCCUGGAUUCCAUGGAUUUCCAGGUGUGAAAGGGGAGAAGGGUAAUCCAGGAUUUCUAGGACCAGCUGGACCUCCAGGGCAAAUUGGGCCAAAAGGACCACCCGGUGUACGUGGAGACCCUGGCACUGUCAAGAUCAUCUCCCUUCCAGGAAGCCCAGGGCCACCUGGCCGUGCUGGAGGACCAGGAAUGCAAGGAGAACCUGGGCCACCAGGGCCACCAGGAAUUCUAGGACCCUGCGGGCCAAGAGGUAAACCAGGCAAGGAUGGAAUACCAGGAACUCCUGGGCCAAUUGGAGAAAAAGGAAACAAAGGUUGUAAAGGAGAGCAAGGACCACCUGGAUCAGAUGGACUGCCAGGCUUGAAGGGGAAACCUGGACACAUUGGACCACGUGUAACUGCAACAAUGAUGAGAGGCUUUAUCUUCACCAGGCAUAGUCAGACCACAGCGAUUCCCUCCUGUCCAGAAGGGACAGAGCCACUCUAUAGCGGGUUUUCUCUUCUUUUUGUACAAGGAAAUGAACAAGCCCAUGGACAAGACCUGGGAACUCUCGGCAGCUGUCUGCAGCGGUUUACCACAAUGCCAUUCUUGUUCUGUAACAUCAAUGAUGUAUGUAAUUUUGCAUCUCGAAAUGAUUAUUCAUACUGGCUGUCAACUCCAGCUCUGAUGCCGAUGGACAUGGCUCCAAUUACUGGCAGGGCCCUGGAGCCUUAUAUUAGCAGAUGCACUGUCUGUGAAGGUCCUACGAAUGCCAUAGCCAUUCACAGCCAAACCACUGACAUUCCCUCAUGUCCCAAUGGCUGGAUUUCUCUCUGGAAAGGAUUUUCGUUUAUCAUGUUCACAAGUGCGGGUUCUGAGGGCGCUGGGCAAGCACUGGCCUCCCCUGGCUCCUGCCUGGAAGAAUUCCGAGCCAGUCCAUUUAUAGAAUGUCAUGGAAGAGGAGUGUGCAACUACUAUUCAAAUUCCUACAGUUUCUGGUUGGCUUCAUUAAACCCCCAAAGAAUGUUCAGAAAACCUAUUCCAUCAACUGUGAAAGCUGGGGAGUUAGAAAAGAUAAUAAGUCGCUGCCGGGUGUGCAUGAAGAGAAGACAAUGAAGAAAUCAAAAGAAAAACAGAACUGUUAUUUUUCAUCCUAAAUAACCAAGUAA
Messenger RNA from Mirounga angustirostris (Northern elephant seal), 5219 nucleotides. RefSeq names its product collagen type IV alpha 3 chain (gene COL4A3). NCBI's taxonomy places the organism in Eukaryota, Metazoa, Chordata, Mammalia, Carnivora, Phocidae. Bases 154 to 5166 code for a protein of 1670 amino acids. Gene Ontology annotation, biological process: extracellular matrix organization. Gene Ontology annotation, molecular function: extracellular matrix structural constituent conferring tensile strength. The transcript has 52 exons. The record is from RefSeq and is a predicted model, not a curated record. Gene Ontology annotation, cellular component: basement membrane; collagen trimer.